This is a messenger RNA of Capronia epimyces CBS 606.96, 1197 nucleotides long. Its product is annotated as oxidoreductase. Lineage: Eukaryota; Fungi; Ascomycota; Eurotiomycetes; Chaetothyriales; Herpotrichiellaceae. The record is from RefSeq and is a predicted model, not a curated record. The coding region runs from base 1 to 1197 and encodes 398 amino acids. The transcript is spliced from 2 exons. Gene Ontology annotation, molecular function: nucleotide binding.
AUGGCCCCCAAACUCAUCCGAUGGGGCAUUUUGGCUACCGGAGGGAUCGCGGAAACCUUUACCAGAGAUCUCCUGGUUGACCCAACCACUCGAAAUGUCCACGAAAUCAAGCACACCGUUGUCGCAGCUGCCAGCUCCUCGAGCACCUCUCGUGCGCAGGAAUUUUUGAAAUCAGUCAAUGCUCCUUCAUCGGCGGUAGCUUACGGCUCGUACGAAGAACUAGUCAAGAACCAGGACGUCGACAUUGUCUACGUUGCUACCCCUCAUUCCCACCAUUAUCAAAAUGUCAUGCUCUGCCUCGAUGCCGGGAAGAAUGUCCUGUGUGAAAAAGCAUUCACUGUAAAUGCAGCCCAGGCCAGGAAGCUUAUCGAGACGGCCCGCGAGAAGAAUCUCUUCCUGAUGGAAGCAGUCUGGACGCGAUAUUUUCCCUUGUCAAUCUAUGCCCGGGAGGCCAUCACUUCUGGAAGGCUAGGAACCGUCACCCGAGUGUAUUCGGACAAUUCUUCGGCCCAGGACCCCGAGAAGCAAUGGCCUGACGGGAAACACAGGAUGAUCAACCCCGACCUCGCUGGUGGCGCUCUGCUUGACAUGGGCAUCUACAGCUUGACAUGGGUCUUCCAGACGCUCUAUACGACGCAGCCUCCCCACAGUCGUAAAGCACCGCGUGUGGUUUCGAGCGUGAAGAAAUAUCUGCCGACCGGUGUGGACGAAAUGACCACAAUGCUUUUGACCUUCCCACGUGAUGCCGACUUAGGCGGCGACAUACAUGCGAUAGCGACAACGAGUUUCCGAACGACAAACAACGUCGACGGCACCGGGACCGCCGGGCCUGCAGUCCGCAUACAAGGCACAGAGGGUGAAUUGCAAGUCUGGCCACCCAUCUACAGACCCACCCGCACGAGACUCAUUCUCAAGGACGGCACGACUGAAGACAAGAGCUGGCCUCAACCGGGACCCGGCGCAGGCAGCGGCUGGCACAAUGGAUUCGGGGGCGGCAACAACGCUGAGGGCGAGGGGCAUGGCAUGUUCUGGGAGGCAGAUGAGGCAGCCCUGGCCUUGGUGGAAGGUAGGAAGGAGGGCAGAUUCGAAAGCCUGGACGAGUCUCUGGUCAUCAUGGAGGUCAUGGAUGAAGUCCGAAGGCAGAACGGUCUAGACUACCCCGAGAAAAUCGAGACUACAGAUAGAAUCCCACUCUAA